AUGCCAAAGGUUGAAAGUUCAGGCGCUUUGCGCAAUCCUCUGCUGUUUGGCUGGAAGAUAGAUGACCCGAACAAUGAUAACUUACUGGGAUGUGUUAAGCUAAUAGAAAGUUUAGGAAUCUCCUUUUUAGUUUUGGAUUUGAACACCCUAUCGACUAAACUGGAAUCUUAUGACUCAUUUCAACACUUGAAUCACAAAGAUAAUUCUAGUUUGUAUCAUUCAGAAGAAUUCGGUCUAUUGAGAGGCUUUAAUCCCUUAGGGAAAAGUGAUUUGGCACUGCCUAACGAACUGUGGUCACAGAGAAUUGUAUCGUUAAUUCGGACUAAUGAUUUUAAAGUACUGAAAACUCAAAUCGAGUGGUCACAAUAUGUCUCAACUAGAUGUAUAAUUAUUGAUGUGGAGUCGGUAUUAUCAAAUUCAACAAAUAACUUGGUUAACAGUGUUUCCAUGAUAACGUCUGAUAGUCCAAAUGAUAGAAAACUGGAGUCUGAUAGUCAUGAAUUACUGGACAAGUUGGCAACAUUCUGUCAAAUUCUUUCCUCAUACUUAACACAGGCGAAUCUGCCUACUGUUUGGAUAUCAAUUGAGUGUUGCAAAGAUUCCCUGAAUACGUGGAAUAUGAUUUACGAACUAUGUGGGUUCAGCGAUAAGUUGAAAGUGUGCUUAAAACUCCAACCAGUGGAAACUGACCUAGAACUCUGGCUUUCUGAGCCAGUAAAGUGUGUAGUUUUGUCUGAGGAGACAAUAUUAACUGAUAAAAGAGUAGUGCUGAAUAAAGCAGUCUCAAGCCAGCUGUCAAUAUUGAUGAAAAAUAAUGUUAAGAUUCUUUUAGAUUCAAAUUUAAACUAUAAGAGUCUCAUAAGUAGUAGUGUUAGUGUCCAAAACAGUGAUAGUGAUAAUUUUGUUGAAGAAGUGGUUAUGCGGGAUUUGGAGAGUGAAAUUGAUGUCAAAGAUGUGUUAAAGGCAGUUAAAAGAUGUUAUUCCAGGAUUGGACCCUUAACGAUUCGCGAAUUGUAUGGAAGAGGUUAUGAGGAUUUGUUUCAGGUACCACUUCAACCGCUUAGGGAUAAUUUGGAUUCUUCAACCUACAACGAAUUUGAAAAGUGCUCAUUCAAAUACAACUGCUACGAUCAAGCUAUUCAUUCCUUUAUCUCAACCAAACUUAUUUCACUAAACCAAUUAUCUAAGUUAAACAGUAAUAUUAGCUACUCGAGUCCAGUCAACUACAUAGUAUAUGUGCUAGGGGCUGGUAGAGGUCCUCUGGUAGAGGUUGUAAUGGAGGUUUUCAAGAGAAAUAACAUCCCAACGAAUGAUUUUGUGGUGUUUGCUCUUGAAAAAAAUCCAUACACAAUGUUAACCUUGGAUCAUAAGAUUCAGAAUAAUAGAUGGACAAACGUUAGGUUAAUAUAUAGUGAUAUGAGAGAUCUGAACAGGGGAAUGGUUCAAUCCAACCUCAAUAAUGCUUCUAAAACAGUUCAUUUAGUUCUUAGUGAGUUACUUGGCUCAUUUGGCGAUAAUGAGUUGUCACCUGAAUGUCUAUAUGGAUUUGAAAGGUCCUUUAAUUCACUUUUUAGCCAAGGUGUAAGGCUUGAAUUUAUACCCGGCAGUUACACUUCAUAUGUGAUGCCGCUGCACUGUCCUCAAAUUUGGGCAAAAAUAAAGUCAUUUGAGAACACGAAGAACUUCCAUAUGCCAUACACAGUUUACUUGAAAACAUAUUACAACGUUGGUACUAUGUAUAUGGACUGCUUUAGCUUCGAACACCCUAAAACUCAAGACUCUAAAACCUCACAAAUUAGUAUUCUCGAGAGGUAUAAAGUGAUCAAAUUCGUGGCUAGAAGUGACUGUUACGUUCAUGGGUUCGGAGCUUAUUUUAAAUGUACUUUAUUUGAUAAAAUAGAAAUCUCAACGCUCCCGCAAGAUUCUGAAAACCUUAAAAGCUGGUUUCCCAUGUUCUUUCCCCUGGAAAUUCCCUUCCCGGUGAAGAAGUCUCAGGUAAUAACACUUCAUAUUUGGAGGAAAGUUAAUGACUUGAAGGUGUGGUACGAAUGGGCCUUUACAACCCCUUACACAACAUCAAUACACAAUGUUAACGGGCAUUCAUAUAGUAUAUCCAAGUGUUAA
This is a messenger RNA of Theileria annulata, 2124 nucleotides long. RefSeq names its product methyl transferase-like protein, putative. NCBI's taxonomy places the organism in Eukaryota, Apicomplexa, Aconoidasida, Piroplasmida, Theileriidae. Gene Ontology annotation, biological process: regulation of DNA-templated transcription; peptidyl-arginine N-methylation. The record is from RefSeq and is a predicted model, not a curated record. The transcript has a single exon. Gene Ontology annotation, cellular component: nucleus; cytosol. The coding region runs from base 1 to 2124 and encodes 707 amino acids.